Hypoxylon fragiforme is the source of this 1719-nucleotide messenger RNA. Its product is annotated as putative TOS1-like glycosyl hydrolase-domain-containing protein. Lineage: Eukaryota; Fungi; Ascomycota; Sordariomycetes; Xylariales; Hypoxylaceae. The coding region runs from base 174 to 1631 and encodes 485 amino acids. Gene Ontology annotation, cellular component: fungal-type cell wall. The record is from RefSeq and is a predicted model, not a curated record. The transcript is spliced from 4 exons.
CAACAUACAUAUACACCACAGUAGGCUAUUCGAACUUCCCCGGAGCCCCCGUUUUAUACGACGGACAAGUAUAAUUAGGACAGAUUACGCGGAGAAAAAAAGGAAGAAAGAAAUAAAAGAAAGAAACAUCGUUCAUCCCUAGAAUCGGUAAUUCGAGUAAAAUCAAGCUCAUCAUGAAAUACUCGACCGCGAUCGCCGUGGCUGCGGCCUCGGUCGCCAACGCUGGCUUCUGCGACGACGCCUUCAACGAGUUCGGCAACUUCUUCUGCCCGAACCCCGUCAAGCAGAUCAAGUACUCCGGCCUCGACAUCCCCGGCAAGUACCGAGCCGUCGCUUCCAUGGACAAGUCCGGAGCGUGCACGUACAAGGACAAGCCGUAUUCCGGUCCCAUCGCGCCCUUCGACGAGGAUCUGAUGGCCAUUUUCCGCGGCCCUUGCAACCUGGCCGAGUUCGCCGUCUUCACGCCCGUCGCCACAGGCAAGAAGCGUGACGUCGCCAAGCCUUACACGAAGCGGGACGUCCCUCACCACAAGCGCCACGGGCACCAGCACCUUCACCACAAGAAGCACCCGGUCGAAGCCGAGGUAGAGGUUGAAGCCGAGGAGAAGGAGACCGAGGUUGAGGCUGAGGUCGAAGAUGGAGAGAACGAGGCCGAGGCCGAGCUCGAGCUCGAGAAGCGCGCCGAGAUGGUCACCGCUGUCAUCAACGGCGUCGUGCAGACCUGGGAGAACAACUACUUCGGCCCUGCCGCCACUGCUACGGCCAAGGCCUCUGCCGCCACGUAUGCUGCCGGCACCACCGCCGCUACCUCUGCCAAGUCUUCCAAGACUACCGCGGCCGCUGCUGCUUCCGCAUCCGCUGACACCAGCUUCGAUGAUGUUGGUGACUUCAAGCGCGCUGCGUACUACAACGCUGCGGAGCAGGUCGCCGACGGCCUCGUUUUCCUCGGUAACGUUGGUGACGAUGCCGUUUCUGGUACCUUUGACACCGUUUGGGGUGCUUCUUUGGCUCUAGCCAACGAAGACGGCACCAAGGCCGCUGCUUCGCCCACCGUUCUGAAGGAUGCCGUCCUCCCGGACAACACCGAGAUCAUCAUUGCCUCCGACGUUGAGUGCGGCGCCGAUGACUGCGGUACCAUCCGCCCCGGUUCCGUCGCUUACAAGGGCUGGUCCGGACCCACCAAGGUCUUCAUCGCCAAAUUCAAGAUGCCGCUAACUGGCAAAACGGGCUUCAACCAGGACAUGCCCGCAUGGUGGUUGCUCAACGGCGGCAUCACCCGUACCGCUCAAUACGGUGGCUGCAGCUGCUGGAAGGGCGACAACAGCUCCCCCAUUGAGGGCGGCUGCGGUGAGGUCGACGUGUUCGAGGUCCUACGCGCCGGCGACACCAAGGCCAAGUCGACGUUCCACUUCGCGGCCGGCACCGGCGACUCUCACUACUUCGACCGCCCCGUCGACAAGUACAUCAACGUCGCCCUCGUCUUCCAGGCCUCGUCCUCGACGGCCUCCAUCAAGGUCCUCUCUGAUGACUUCGCUUUCCCCACGAGCUUGACAUCCGACCAGGUCGAGGAUAUGGUCGCUGAUGAGAAGGAGUUCAGCCUCCUCAGCUUGAUGACGUUUGGUGCGCUAUAAAUUCCUAUAAAUUCUUAGGUACCUAUAUGUCAAACCACGGAAGACACGGGGCGGGGAAGGUGUGACGAGAGAAUGAAGGGGGUGGAAA